Messenger RNA from Cotesia glomerata, 2880 nucleotides. RefSeq lists its product as uncharacterized. Bases 1 to 2880 code for a protein of 959 amino acids. The transcript has 3 exons. The record is from RefSeq and is a predicted model, not a curated record. Lineage: Eukaryota; Metazoa; Arthropoda; Insecta; Hymenoptera; Braconidae.
AUGCAGUUUGAAACUGCUAUUGCUAUGCAAAAGCAGUACCUGGAUGCUUUGUAUGCCAUGGUGGAUCGCUUAACUAACGAGGAGCUUAACUCGCUUACGAUCACCGCUAUUGAGUCAGUGGCAACACAAAGCUCCAAGAUUUGGCUGGACAUCACUAACUUAAACUCGCUGAUCUUUGAGACGUACCCGGAAGUACUUGAACACGAGUACCACGUCGGGAAUCAUUAUACUAACGCUCACGCCACCUAUGCAAUCUUGGAGACCCGCAUAGCCACCCGCAAAGACGUCAUUCAGCAGGAGAUUGAUGCCAGAGAAGCCGCACAAACGCAACAAAACCUGGCUAUGCACAGCACCGCCUUCUUGGGAGGCUCAUCGGCUUUGGACUCCAUCAAGGCUCAAGGAGUUCCAGUUGACAACUGGGACUUAAUGAUCAUUCACCUGACGCUGCGCCGCUUGCCACCCGCUGUAAGAGAGGACUGGGAGACUAGUCUUGGGUUAACUGAUAUCAUGCCGACCUAUACGCAACUUCACGAGUUCCUCAAGUCCAAAGUCAGAGCUUGGGAGAACUUGGAGCCAGCUUCUGAGCCCAAGAAGCAACCUGAAAAUCAUAAAUCAGGUGGGUCCCGCAACGACAAACAACCGAAGACAAGAUCUUCAUACACCGCUGCUCAAUACAAGGGAAAGCCCAGGAGAAAUUGCCCGCUGUGCCCGGAGGAGCACUACAUGCUGUUUUGCCCGACAUUCAAGGCCGCUACUGUGGAGGAACGAAUCGACAUUGUCGAGAAAUACCGCUUGUGCUACAAUUGCUUGGGCCCACAUCGUGUAGCUGAUUGUAAGACUGCUCAGGGCUGCAGGAAGUGCAGUCUACGCCAUCACACUUCUAUUCACCGAGAAGUACCGCCUAAAUCAGCUUCACCGCAACAAGUUGACACCGCACAAGAUUCGCUUUCCGCUCAAGUAUUACUAGCUACCGCCUUAGUCCAGGUCCGCCCGCAUCAUGGCAAUCCAAUCACCGCCAGAGUCUUGAUUGAUCAAGGUUCAGAGCUCUCAUUUAUGAGACAGUCGCUCUUCAAGAAGCUUGGACAACCGCUACAGCGUGACAUGGUCAUGCUCAAGGGCAUUGGCAAUGUCUCCGCAGGAAGCUCACUAGGUGUGAGCACAAUUGAGCUUCGUUCGCUGUGUACGACCGCAUCAAUGCAUGUCAGCAUGCAUAUUCUACCAACACUGACGGUAGAUCUUCCAUCGUUCGUGAUCGCUGAUCCGAAAUGGCCGCAUCUUGAGAAUCUCAAGCUCGCUGACCCGCAGUAUCUACAACCACGCCCUGUAGAUAUUAUUCUAGGUGCAUCACCAGCCGCACAGAUUAUGAACGCAGAGAUUCAACGAGGACCUCGCAAUGCUCCUAUUGCACAAUCCACCACGCUUGGUUGGAUUGUCUAUGGAGCUGUCACCGCUAAACACGCUUCAACAUCACACGCAGCACUACAUGCGUCAGUAGAUACUGAAUUACAAGACGCUAUCGCUAAGUUUUGGGAACAGGAAGAAGUUCCAUCAGGAAAUUCGCCGCUCAACACCGCUGAAGAAGACGAAUGUGAAAUUCACUUUCGUCAAACGCAUUAUCGACAGCCUGAUGGACGCUACGUAGUGAGAUUACCGCUUAAGGCCCUUGAGAGUCAACUUGGCGACUCUAUCAACGCAGCUAUGGGGUCACUCCGCAGAUUAAUAACUCGCUUGUCGCGAGAAAGAGAAUAUUCUGACAUGUAUCGUGCAUUCAUGGCAGAAUACAUUCAGCUAGGACACAUGGUACGAAUACCAGUCAACGAAUUGCCCGCAAACGCUUACUUCUUGCCUCACCAUGGGGUAUUGAAGCUUGAUAGUACCACUACGAAGCUCCGCACAGUGUUCAAUGGUUCCUGUGCAACAUCUACAGGAAUUUCAUUGAACGACAUUCUCCACGCAGGACCCAAAACGCAAAUUGACAUUUUUGAUGUGAUGUUGAGAAUCCGUUGCAGCAGGAUUCUAUUCGCUACUGACAUCACCAAGAUGUUCAGACAGAUUGAGGUCGACUCGCUUGAUUGGCCGCUUCAGUGCAUUCUCUGGAUAGAUGAGAAUGACUUAAUAGACGCUUACUGUCUCAAGACAGUCACAUACGGAACCGCUAGUGCACCUUUUGACGCUGUACGUGUGCUUAUCCAACUAGUAAAGGAUGAAGGACACCGCUUUCCGCUAGCUGUUGCUCCAAUGUUGAAAACACGCUACGUAGAUGACAUCUACGGUGGAGCAGACAACGAAGAAGACGCUAUCAAAGCUGCAGUACAAACAAAAGCUCUGUGUGCAGCAGGCUGCUUCCCGCUUGCCAAAUGGGCUAGCAAUAGCCCACGGUUACUCGCUGAAGUCGCUCCAGAAAAGCAUCUGGAUACACCGCUUAAAGAAAUCAGUGAUGCACCAGUAAAAAUCCUGGGCAUGUACUGGAAUUCACGCACUGACGCUCUCCAGUUCAAGUACACGCUACCGCCAGAUACGCCUAAGACAAAGAGAGCUAUUUUGUCUGAAAUCGCUAAACUGUAUGAUCCGCUAGGACUUCUCGCACCAAUAGUCGUCAAAGCCAAGAUCUUUAUGCAAGAUCUGUGGCUAGAUAGAGUGUCAUGGGAUGAACAAUUGUCACCAUCACUCAUUCACAAAUGGACUGGAUACCGCGAGGAUCUUCGAAACAUCGAAUCCAUCCGCAUUCCACGCUGGAAUAAUAUAGCACCUGGAGCAACUAUGGAAUUGCACGGGUUCUCAGACGCUUCGCAAAACGCUAUGGCUGCCGCUGUUUAUUUGAGAGUCACUGACGCUGAUGGGAACACAAAGGUCUCACUUUUGUGUUCAAAACGCAAGUAG